Messenger RNA from Sardina pilchardus (European sardine), 1165 nucleotides. Its product is annotated as fish-egg lectin-like. The transcript is spliced from 5 exons. The record is from RefSeq and is a predicted model, not a curated record. Bases 1 to 948 code for a protein of 315 amino acids. NCBI's taxonomy places the organism in Eukaryota, Metazoa, Chordata, Actinopteri, Clupeiformes, Clupeidae.
AUGAGGAGACAUGUCGACCAGGUGAGGGCUCGUCAUCCAGAAUCCUCAUCGUCACUGGACAAGCAGACAGAACCGCCGGAGGCCAGCAGCCGGGAGGAUGAACCUGGAACAUCAAUGCAUCAGCCAAAUGCAGAGCCGCAGCCUCCUGAUGAACAGGGGGAGCAGCAGAGUGCAGUCCCGGAGAGACUGGACUUACCUGUUAACCCACCAGCAGAGCUGCGCCGCUCUGCCAGAGAGCCAUAUAGUUGUAAACAGGUCCCUGGUAAACUGAUGCAAAUUGAUGCAGGGGUUGGAGAGGUGAUAGGGGUGACCCGAGAUCACGAUAUCUUCACACUGUAUGAAUCAUCAUGGACACAUGUCGCAGGCAAACUGAAGCAUGUCACUGUGGGCCCAGCAGGAACCUGGGGAGUCAACAGUGGAAACAGCAUCUUCAAAUUGGUUGCAGCUAAGUGGGUGCAUGUACCUGGACUCUUGAAGCAGAUUGAUGCUGGUGGAGACCAGUUUGUGUCAGGAGCCAAUCAUCAUGAUACUCCCUUCUGUCUCCCAAUGGACAGCACGGUCGGCUACACUGGAGAAAACAGUGGCGUAAACUGGAUCAGCAUUGCUGGGAAACUAAAGUACUACAGCUGUGGCCCUUACAGCUGCUGGGGUGUUAACAGUCAGGAUCAGAUCUUUUGGGUGACUUCCAGUCAUUGUCAGGGAGUUGGUAACUGGCAGCAUAUUCCAGGAUCCUUGUCUAUGAUUGAGGUGGGAGGUGACGGCUCUGUCUAUGGAAUAAAUUCUUAUGGAAACGUGUUCCGCAGGGAUUCCGUAUCUCGCUUUAAACCUGAGGGUACACGCUGGACCUAUAUUCCUCUCUAUAGCAGUCAGGUGAAGCAUGUCUCCUAUGAUACGGGUCAUCUCUGGAUCAUCCUGAGGGAUGACAACAUCUACGACUGCACUGUCUGAGCGGUGCUCUUCCACAGAGGCAGCCCUGCCGCAUGAACCCUGCAGCUUCAUUACUCAAUUCAUUAGCCUACUGCAGCCCUUCAUUAUUUUCACUGCGGCUUUUGAUAUGCUUGCAAUUUGAACAGCAGCCUAAAUAAUUAUGCUGUGAUUCUGUCAAAGUAUCUAUUGUGUAGAUUGAAAACAACAGUUUUCAGACUCAGUUAGAAUAUCCUGAAGU